This is a messenger RNA of Leptonychotes weddellii (Weddell seal), 4455 nucleotides long. The record is from RefSeq and is a predicted model, not a curated record. NCBI's taxonomy places the organism in Eukaryota, Metazoa, Chordata, Mammalia, Carnivora, Phocidae.
GCCCCCCAAUCCCGCGCCGAGGCGGCGGCGGCGACGGCGGCGCGACGAUGAGGAUGAUGAAUACAUUGCAAAGUUUUUUUGGCCCCGGCGAGGGGUGUCAGAUUGAGUGCUCUGUGCGCAUGUGCGAAGGUGUCCAAACUGACAAUGCUGGGGAGAUGAAGAUAGUGUGUAGCUGCUUCUGGACUCAAGGAGGAGGAGAGAGAUUCCGCGAGCCGACACCAUGCGAUCCAAGGCGAGGGCGAGGAAGCUAGCCAAAAGUGACGGCGACAUUGUAAAUAACAUGCAUGAGCCCGACCCGGACCUGCUGGCUGGCGAGAGCGCGGAGUACGAGACAGAGGACAGCGUCGUAUCCCCCAUCCCCAUGGGGCCGCCGUCCCCCUUCCCCACCAGCGAGGACUUCACCCCCAAGGAGGGCUCGCCGUACGAAGCCCCCGUCUACAUUCCUGAGGACAUUCCCAUCCCGCCAGACUUUGAGCUCCGAGAGUCCUCCAUCCCAGGGGCAGGCCUGGGGAUCUGGGCCAAGAAGAGGAUGGAAAUCGGGGCGAGGUUUGGCCCUUACAUGGGGGCACCCCGGGCCACGUGGAAGGAGGCAGACUUUGGAUGGGAGCACAUGCUGACUGAUACAGAAGUGUCGUCCCAGGAGGGCUGCAUCCAAAAGAUCUCCGAAGACCUGAGCACUGAGAGGCUCUGCAUGGAUGCUGGUCAGGCAGGCUCCGGCAGCUGGCUCAAGUACAUCCGGGUGGCGUGCUCCUGCGAUGACCAGAACCUCACCAUGUGCCAGAUCAACGAGCAGAUUUAUUAUAAAGUCAUCAAGGACAUUGAGCCCGGGGAAGAGCUGCUGGUGCACGUGAAGGAAGGCGCGUACUCCCUGGGGACGGUGCCCCCCAGUCUGGAUGAGGAGCCCACGUUCCGCUGUGACGCCUGUGACGAGCUCUUCCAGUCCAAGCCGGACCUGCGGCGACACAAGAAAUACGCAUGUGGCUCCGUGGGGGCCCCGCUCUAUGAGGGCCUGGGUGACGGGCUCAAGCCGGAGGGGCUCGGCGGCGGGGGCGGCGGCGAGCAGGCCCACGAGUGCAAGGACUGUGAGCGGAUGUUCCCCACCAAAUACAGCCUGGAGCAGCACAUGGUUGUGCACACAGAGGAACGAGAGUACAAGUGUGACCAGUGUCCCAAGGCCUUCAACUGGAAGUCCAACCUCAUCCGCCACCAGAUGUCCCAUGACAGCGGCAAGCGCUUCGAAUGUGAGAACUGCGUGAAGGUGUUCACCGACCCCAGCAACCUGCAGCGCCACAUCCGCUCCCAGCACGUAGGAGCCCGGGCUCACGCCUGCCCCGACUGCGGGAAGACGUUCGCCACGUCCUCGGGCCUCAAGCAGCACAAGCACAUCCACAGCACCGUCAAACCUUUCAUAUUGAGCCAGCACUCCGGGGUCCUCACGAACCACCUGGGGACCAGUGCCUCCUCCCCCACCUCCGAGUCAGACAACCAUGCACUUUUAGACGAGAAAGAAGACUCCUAUUUCUCUGAAAUCAGAAACUUUAUUGCCAAUAGUGAGAUGAACCAAGCAUCAACACGAACGGACAAACGGCCGGAGGUCCGGGACCGGGACGGCAGCUCGCAGUGUGCGGGCCUAGCCAGCGGGAAGCCGGAGGAUGCGGAGGAGGAAGAGGAGGAGGAACUGGAGGAGGAGGAGGAUGACAGUCUGGCGGGGAAGUCCCAGGACGACACCGUGUCCCCCACGCCUGAGCCCCAGGGGGCCUAUGAGGAUGAGGAGGACGAGGAGCCGCCCACCUCCCUGGCCGUGGGCUUCGAACACACCCGAAGGUGUAUUGAGGAGCAACCAGGCGGCCUGUUAGCUUUGGAGCCGAUGCCGACUUUUGGGAAGGGGCUGGAUCUCCGCAGAGCAGCUGAGGAAGCGUUUGAAGUUAAAGAUGUGCUUAAUUCCACCUUAGAUUCUGAGACUUUAAAGCAGACACUGUACAGGCAGGCUAAGAACCAGGCGUAUGCAAUGAUGCUGUCCCUUUCCGAGGAAGCUCCUCUCCACACCUCCUCCCAGAGCCCUCUGGACGCUUGGUUGAACAUCACGGGAGCCACGCCGGAGUCCGGAGCCUUUAACCCCAUCAACCACCUCUGACGGGCCCAGGAGGGGCCGGGGUCAGAGUCCAAGCAAGGCGACCUCAGGGCCCCAUCGUCCCAACAGAAAUCCCGGCUGCGGAAUAUGGAGAAGGGAGCCUCGGGGAGCAGCGUGCCCUGGGCCAGGGAGACCCCCCCACUGCCCCGUCACCUGCGUUGACCACUCCUCAGCAUCCGUCCCCCCACACACACCAUGGUUCAGCUCUAACUUUUCCAAUGAAAACUCAGAGCCCAGGAGUCCCUGAGCCGUCCAGGAGGCCCACCGUCCAAGAAUUGGUCUUAAGAACAGCGUUCCGGAAGGGUACAGUGCACGGCCGGCCACGCCUCGUAGAACCAACCCAGUGGAUGAGGGUGGGAUUUUAAUCCCAGACUGAAUGAAGGCAGCGGGCCACUGGGGCAUCCGUGGGGUGUCUCAGAAAGGACCGGACAGACACGGGUGUGCUCUACAAAGGGAGAUCACCCAGACGAUUUUUUAUAAUAAGAAUUACGAGAGUAACCCUUUUGGUAAUCUUAUUGACGACAGAGUCUAUUUAAGCAUGUGGUUUUAAAAAUAGACAGUAUUUUUUAAAAAAUCGAAAGACGACUUGCAAAUUGUUUUUUAAAAGUAAUUUUGCAUUGCUUUCAAAUCUCCGCUUCUUUGCAAACCCAAACCUGCCUGGAAACUGGUACUGUGUCUGGGUGUGUUCUUUAUACUGUAGAUAACGGAGUUUUCUAUCCCUGACCAUAUUUGUAAAGCCAACGUGAUCCUGGGUGCCCCCGAGCAGAAAUGAGGGGCCUGGGGCCCCCGCCUGCGAGCAGUUUCAAACUGUACGGUGGAACUCUCAGACAUGGUAUCCUGGGCUGGCCCAAGGCUGCGAGAGAGGCCUGUCGCACGCGUCCCACGUGUGCGGCAUGGGAUUCAUGCCUGUGGCGCCCACCAAGACCCCCCAAUUGUAUGGGGGAGGUGUGAGAGCAGUGGGCCAGGCACCCGACGCUCCUCCCGACAAGGUCCACGCAUCAGCCACACCCGUGCCGGCCCCCCAUGGCCGCUCUGUGGAAGGCAGGGCCCACCGGCUACUUCUCCAGCCACCCCCCACCCACCCCCGUCAGACGGACAAGGGGAAGGAAGCGGGCAUCCCCCCCCUCCGUGGGCUCCGCGGGGCGCGCUCUGCGGCUGACCUGCCCCAGGCCACCGGGCUCUGCCUGCGUGAGACCCCGGCUCUGGGACAUGACCGCCACCUCUUUGUGCGGCUUCUUGGCAGGCCAGACCAGCUCCAGAACGGAAGGGCCUCCGGGUAGGACCUGCCUCCCGGGAAGCCAAGACCGCACGGCCCGGCCGGACGGCACCUCCUCAGGAUGGAUCUGCCUCUCCACUCGGAUGGGCUUUAAAUUAUUCCCAUAGGGGCCAAUUUCAAAUCAUAAUUUUUUUUCCCUGAUGGAAUUUACCUUAAUCUGUAUAUAACUUGUAAUUUUUUCUAAUUCAUUUCUUUUCUUAUUUUAUUUCUUCCUUAACAGUAUUUUGGCAUUAGACAUUCUUAUUGUGAAGGAAUAAUGUUAAUAUAAGUAUCUAGUGAAGGACCAAAACCGUGUAUAAGGUUGUGUGUUGUGUGAUCGAUAACCAGGGAGUGGGGAGGUUUUUAAUGUGCCAAAUACCCCCGCGCCCCCCGACGGAUCCUGCUGCCCGUUUCCAGACAAUCACGUGUUUUUGUUAAAUUAGAGUUUCAGUUACAUUUGCAUUUAAGACAAGUGUUCUAUUUAUUUCUUUUAUUGUUUGGAAGGAAAAAAGAAUAGCGUCCCAACAGGAAGAGAAAAAGAUCGUCCAAGUUGCCCUUGAGAAAGAAUGUAGAUGCAAGCGGCAGGGGUAGGCGGGGCGCCUGGGGACGGGGCUCCGGUGCACGAGCCCUGGGCACUGGCCCAGGGGCAGCAGGCCGGUCAGAGCAGCCGAGUCCCCGUGUCCCCGCCGCUCCAGGCCGGCGACAAUCGUGUGCUUCCGCGCUGGGAGAGCUGAGUGGGGAGGCCCCGAGGGCGCCACACUGCUGCGGGCCCCGGGAGAAGGGUUCUCCCCGCUCCUGGCCCACGGGAGGCAGCGAGACCGCACCCGGGCCGCUGCCGCACACCCACAGGCUGGCAGGGCACCCUGCUCGAGGAAGAGCGGGCGAAGGCCCGUGGGCGAGGCUUUGCAAACACAGCCCCUCACCUCCUCGCGCGCAUCCACCCUGCCAGGCUCGCAGGUGCGGUGUGGGAUUUCCCCUCCACCCAGGUGGGACCCCUUUGCAGAGUCAACCUCACAUACGAAUGCCCAUUUCUGUAAACCCAAAUUAUAUUUCUUCUGCUAAAGAAUAA